Molecule: messenger RNA, 861 nt
Organism: Apiotrichum porosum
Lineage: Eukaryota; Fungi; Basidiomycota; Tremellomycetes; Trichosporonales; Trichosporonaceae
Exons: 1
Coding region: 1-861 (286 amino acids)
Source: RefSeq, a predicted model, not a curated record
AUGGUACUUCCACUGGUGCCGCUGGUCGUUCUCCCUGUCCUCGCCCAUCGCCUUCCCUUCCCUCUUGUAGCUUCUCCAAACCCCGCCUACCCACGCUCCCUGGUGGUGUGUCGCCAACCCGAAGUCAGGCUUGUCACCUCCUCACUCAUUGCGAACAAGGCCCCCUGGACCCCUGCCGUCUUCGACGACGUGUCUCGUACCACGCGGGUCAUCGACCCCGAACUCAUGGACAAUGACAAAUGCCAGCUGGUCCAACACCUCGCCCUUGAGGUCACGCUUCGUUACCCUGCCAUGCCCUCCUUGGCCUGGGCCAACGACUUUCCGGCGAAUGUGAGGCGCCUUCUCUUUCUCUCCAUCGUGGAGCAGCCCAUCCACUUCGUGCUCAAGUUCUUUGGGUCUUCUGGUUUCAUCCAUGAUUUCUCAAACCGGUUCCACGCCAGGGCCCCGAUGACCAGUGACUACCCCAUCUUCAUCCCCCUCUCCCCGUUUAAGGACUACUACCUUGUUAUCCUCGGACUCACCAUUACGCUCCUCCCCCCCGACUCGACUCUUGUUGUAGACCCCCUCACCCACACGUUCGAAAUCCACCCCAUCCCCGGCCGCAUUGGCUCACUCUGGAGCCCCGCCGCUCUCGUCGAGCCCUUCCCCUUCUGCACCGGCACGCCCACCUGCGGAUGCCGUGUGGCCCACACCCGCGAGUUCAUCCUCUGGGUCGCCUACAUUUACGGCUGGGCCAUGGCCAUCCCCCUCGGCAGGCCGUACUCCUACGUUCGUCCGCCCUUUCGAUUCGCCUUGCCUGUGUACCAACCGCCUCCUAUCCCCGGCCCCAUGACCUCCAAUGCCUUUCCGCUGUCCCUCUAA